AGUAUGAAAACAAUAAACAACCCGUUGGCUAGAGGAACCACAGAGGACCUGUCGCAUAUUUCAGUGAUAUAUAUUAUUAAAAGCAUCACCGGAGUGACCCGUUUCGAUACAAACAAUCUCUUUUAAACGCUGCUGUGGACAACCUUACGUCCAGAAACGGAGAACUAGGGGAUUUUGGUGUCAAAGGACAGGAAGUUAGACGGUUUUACCCCCCUCUUGUCCACCCUUGUAGGCUUGUAUUAUUGAAUUCUCAUUUUUCCCACACACUACCGAGGGGGUUAAGUCUGUUAUGCAGGACUGGUCUCGUGUUCCGCCGCCUCUCAGCUCCCUCUCCCCGUCUGCUCUGGCCCCAUGUCUCGGUGGCUCUUCCCCUGGUCGGGCUCAAUAAAGAAACGGGCCUGUCGGUACCUACUGCAGCACUACUUGGGCCACUUCUUGGAGGAGAGACUUAGUUUGGACCAGCUGAGCUUGGACCUGUACAAUGGCAGCGGGGUCAUCCGAGAAAUUAAUCUGGAUGUGUGGGCAGUGAAUGAGUUGUUGGAUUCACUGGGAGCUCCUCUGGAGAUUGUUGAAGGUUUCGUGAACAGCAUCGCAGUGACUAUUCCCUGGGCGGCCCUUGUGACAGAACACUGCACUCUUGAAAUCACUGGACUGCAAAUAACAUGCCGACCCAAAUACAGAACCAACGGAAGCUGGGAUUCCCAAGGGUGGUCAUCAUGUAUGACAUCCAGCAUGCAGCUGGCCCAGGAGUGCCUGAAGGACCCACCCGAGGCGUCAGAAGAGCCGCCUGCUCCCCUAGAGGGGCUGGAAAUGUUUGCACAGACUAUUGAGACAGUUCUGCGUCGAAUAAAAGUCACCUUCCUGGACACCAUAGUGCGAGUAGAACACCAUUCCCUGGGCCAUGAGACUGGGGUUGCCUUAGAGAUGCGCAUUAAACGGGUGGAUUAUUGUGAUGAGGCUGUGAGAGACUCAAGCCAGACAGUGCCUGUAGACAUCCACCAGCCACCAGCCUUCCUGCACAAGAUCCUUCAGCUCAACUCUGUAAAGCUGCUUUACGAGACCCUGGGAGGAUCUCAGGGAGUGAUUCAUCCUGAUGACAUGACGAGCAGCAGGGAGACGAAUAAAACAGAUGAAAAUGAUGAAGAUGAAGAAGAUUAUGAAGCUUCUGAUGCCCCUAAAUCACUGCAUCCCACUCAGAAACCCCCUGAACCUCUGCUGAUUGGACAGUGCUCUGGAUUUAUAGAGACAACAGUUAAAGUCAAACAGAAUGAGAUGCUGCCUGGGCCCAAGUUCGAGUUGGAUGGUAAAGUCGGGUGUCUCCACCUGUUGCUGUCACCCAGUCAGAUCACGCACCUCACGGACCUCCUGUCUUCCCUCUGUAUUGAGACAUCAGAGGGGAGUGCUGGUGGAGUUGUGUCUGGUGGAGGGGUUUCUAGACCCCUUGGUACUGAUGACCUCCGAUUGAUUGAAGAGGAUCUUAGUAAGCAGCUGAACUCAGAGAUGUAUGACAGAGACCUGGAGCUGGAUGCAGAGCCCUAUGUACAAACCCUGGAGAACGGAGAGAUGUUUUAUUCCAUGGGUCCCGGAUGUAUGUCCAGCAGUGUGUUGUCGACACGCUCCGGGAGUGAAUUGUCUGACAGCGAUAUGGAGUCCUCCAUUCAUAGCCAGAGCAGCCUGGCACAAACUAACCCUCUGUCUCCACAGGGAAUGCUAAACUGUCCUCGUCGUUAUCCUGUACCAGGAUCCUUUUCUAGUUUGCCUCAAUGUAGCAGACCUUCAAAGCGGUCGUCUCGAGGCGGCCAAUCAGAGCCGAUGAAGCCAGACUCAUUUAUCCGCCUUUCUCUGGGCGGAGUCACACUGACUCUCUUAGAAGAAGACCCGCCUCCUGGGCCAGACGGACUCUCCUCAUUGGCUGAGGUGUCACAGCUGUUUUUCAGUGAGCUUGCUUUCUUUAAGGACAGCAUGUUCAGCGAGAGAGACUUCCAGAACCUAAGAGGAAGCUUUGCUAAAGCGUGUCCCCACUCCCACAUCAGGGUGACUGGUGCAGCAGUGCAGCUGGCCUGUGAGAUGCGUAGCGCAGGGCGGCACAGCCGAGCCACUACCACUGACCUCUCCUUCAGCAGGCUGGAACUGCUGGAGUGCCUGUGGGAUGCAGGCGGACCACAGUACACAGAGCUUUUGCAGUUCCAGUCAGCGGGUGUUUUCACAAUGGGCACCACUGCCAGACCCUGUGCCCAGUUCCAUCACAGUCUGUCCGAGAAGCACAUGCGUAAGAGCGGCAGCAGACGGCGUGUGGUGCGCAGAGACAGCUCACUGCGGGUCGAGCUUGGCGAGCUCAGCUCUGAAUUGGACCUGGAUAUUUUGGGCCGACUAGAGGACAUCCUGCAGGCCCUGAGCCACUGUCCAUCAUCACCCCAGAGAAACAAGGCACACACUGCAGAGUCUCAUUUGUUAGAGUUCCAGUCUUCCCUGCUGCUUCAGUCUCCUUACGCCGUGCUGAAGGUCCGUUUCCCCAUCCCUGACCUUCGACCCCCAGGGCUGAGGCGGCCCCAGAGCCAGCGUGCUGUGCGCAAUGAAACCCUGAGCCUGCAAAUCUCCAAUCUAGAGCUAAAGUCUCAGCAGGGGCCGGACGUUCAGCAGGACGGCCCCCGCAGUCCAGGGGCUAAACUCACCAAAUUACUGGAGGCCUGUUUCAGUGACCUGCACGGAGUGUAUGAGGGCUGGGAUGGAGAGGCAUUUCCCUGUAUUCGUGUACAGAAGAGCCCAGAUCCGCAGAACCCUGAUGGCAUACCCAGGAUUCAGGUGCAGGUGAAUGAAGGAGCCAGCUCUGACAGCAUAGGUGUGUGUGAAGGGCCGAACAGGGAUCUAGGUCUGGGCUCCAUGUCUCUGGAAAACCCCUGUGAGCUGAGAGAAAAGAACAGCUCACCCUUCUCUUCCAACCGCACAAUGUUUGAGACAGAAGAGAUGGUGAUUCCAGCAGACCCAGAGGAGAUGGAGGAGUUCCAGUCUCAGUGUAUAUGUCAGUGUCAGUAUGUGGUUGAUAUCACGUUCCCUGUAGCCUACAUCCUUCUGCCCAGUAAAGAGGCUUUCCUAAGCGUCUAUAACAGGAUUAAUAAUGAUCUAUUGAUGUGGGAGCCUCCUCCACCUCCUCCGUCUCCCCCGCCUGCUCCUCCAUCUUCUUUUCAAAGUUCUCGUAGUCCAUCUCACCAUCACCGACACGAAGAGGAUGAGUUUUACCUCUGUAAAUCUGCCUUCAGGCUGGAAUCUGACUCUGAGGAGGAGGAGCCUCAGUUCUAUUCAGCCAGCCAUUUAAAGCGAAGGAAACAGUUAGAGCCUCAGUCAAGCCACGCCCUCAGUCUGCUCUGUUUGACUGUGCUGAUUGGCAAAGGUCGCCUUCAAGCCAUGACAGACAGCAAGAAUGAAGCUGGACGAAAAGUGGACCUCUGUCAUGGAGAGCUCAUUUUGGACUUGGAAGGAGGGAAGAUUUUUAGUGUGACACAACACCAGAACAAUCCCAAUCUUAAUUUUUUGACUAUAGAAAGCAAACGAGUGGAGCUGUACCAUAAAGCGGAGGUGCCAGACUCCCCUAUUCCUGUGAAACUGGAAAUGCCCAGGUUCACUUUUCCAGCUCAUCUAGACCCUACCAUUUACCCCACAGAGGUGGGUGUGAGCAGCGUCGGUGGCAGAGAAACCGACGUUCAGAUGCUGUCGACUGCUAUCAAAAUCACAUUAGAUCUUGAAAGGAAUGUCAAGGAGUUUCUGGUUGCCCUGCGACUCCAUGGUGCUACUUUAAGACAUCACAUGACGUUGACCAAUCAUAGCUGGCAUGAGCAGAUUGUUGAUUUCCUUGAUGUCAUCGAUGACGACAUUUUAGGCUACACCCCACCUGCUGUCAUCACAGUUCUCCAUACUCACCUGGCCACCUGUGCAGUGGACUACAGGCCUCUUUACCUUCCUCUGCGAGUUCUGUUUACAGCCGAGUCCUUUUCUCUAUCCAGCAACAUCAUUGUGGACACCGCAACCUUUCAUCUCAGGUUUAUCUUAGAUGACUCUGCUUUAUACCUGUCUGAUAAAUGUGAAAGUGACACAGUGGAUUUGAGGCGAGACUAUGUGUGUGUGUUAGACAUUGAUCUGCUGGAACUGGCUAUAACGACUUGGAAAGGAAGUGACUCAAGUAAAUUGACUCAACCACUGUUUGAGCUGCGGUGUUCUAAUAAUGUUGUUCACGUACACACCUGUGCGGACUCGUGCGCUGCUCUGGUUAACAUGCUGCAGUACCUGGUUUCACAGGGUGAUCUACACCCUCCUCCUCGCCACACGUCCCCCACAGAAAUCGCUGGACAGAAGCUUCCACUGUCAGAAAGUCCCGCCUCCCUUCCAUCCUGCCCACCAGCCGAGACUGCAGAGAUUAACCAGUACGACCUCACAGAUGCCUUGAUCGACACUGAGAGAAUUCUACAAGAAGACACCCAAGAUUCUGGUUCUCCAUCCAUCCGUCGAGCCUCACCUGUCUCAGUCUAUCUGUUCCCGGAUGAAGCCCCCAAGCUCCGCCCCUCUGUUCUUGAAGGGGAGGAGUCUGAUAUUGAUGGACUGGUGAGCACUGCCAUGGAGGCUCAUGCAGAUAUGAUGUCAGAGGAAGGCUCAGAAUGUUCCACAGACAACGACGACUUUUGCAUCCUAGAGGCUCCUGGGAUGGGCAUACCACCUAGAGACGGUGAGCCUGUGGUGACUGUUCUCUCCCAGGGCCCUAUAAAGGUGCGGGAUGGAUAUUACUCCUGGCCGCGGGGCAGUUCAGAUCUGCUGCGUGCCCCAACCCGCUUCCCAGUGCCUCAGAACAGAGUGGUGCUCCGAGAAGUGUCUGUCGUCUGGCAUCUGUAUGGUGGCAAAGACUUUGGUGGCAAACCCAGCUCAGCCCACACACCACACAGUCAUAAAGUUCGUUCUGCUGCCCCCGGAGCUCGUGGUUCUCCAUCCCGUUCAGCAGGUCCCUCGCGACCCCAGAACUCCUGGCGGUGGGUUGGAGGAAGUGGCCGUCAGCACACACUGCUCAUGGAGAUACAACUGACAAAGGUCAGUUUCCAGCAUGAGAUGUACCCGGUGGUGAUGCCUUCUGCUGCAGGUCCGGAUACAGAAGCGCCAGGCCUCGGAGAGCAGCCUAUCUCCCGCCAGGUGUUUAUCGUCCAGGAGCUGGAGGUGCGAGACCGCCUGGCUUCCUCUCAGAUCAACAAGUUCCUGUACUUGUACACUAGUGAGAGCAUGCCACGCAGAGCCCACUCCAACAUGUUGACGGUGAAAGCGCUGCAGGUGAUGCCUGAAUCGGGUCUGGGUGGACCAGAAUGCUGUCUGAGAAUUAGUCUGUUACCACUGCGACUCAACAUUGACCAGGAUGCCCUUUUCUUCUUAAAGGACUUUUUCAGUAACAUGGCUGCAGGAGUUACUCCAUACCUGCCUGUGGACCCUGCAGCUGAGGUGAGGACUGACGCUUCUCAGAAGGCUCCAGACGACACCGAUCCUGGCUCUGCGUUGGGUCACGAUCUCGCUGCUUCCGUAGAAACAACUUACAGUGAGCAGAGCUCGUCCUCCGCUGGCUCCUCGUCCUCCUCCGACCAACCCAUCUACUUCAGAGAGUUUCGUUUUACUUCUGAAGUGCCAAUCUGGCUGGACUAUCACGGAAAGCGUGUGGUUAUCGAGCAGGCAACGUUUGCAGGCAUUCUGAUCGGUCUGGCUCAGCUUAAUUGCUCUGAACUGAAGCUGAAGAGAUUGUGCUGUAGACACGGUCUUUUGGGUGUUGAUAAGGUGAUUCAAUAUGCUGUGAACGAGUGGCUUACAGACAUCAGGAAGAACCAGCUGCCGGGGAUUCUGGGAGGUGUCGGCCCCAUGCAUUCAGUUGUACAGCUUUUCCAUGGGGUGCGUGAUCUGUUCUGGAUGCCUAUUGAGCAGUACCGGAAGGAUGGACGCAUUAUACGAGGCCUCCAGAGGGGGGCAGCAUCGUUCGGGACCUCCACAGCCUCUGCUGCUCUGGAGCUCAGCAACAGACUGGUGCAGGCUAUUCAGGCCACUGCAGAAACAGUCUAUGACAUCUUAUCUCCAACUCCGCCUCUGACGCGUUACAUCACUGAGGGACGUCCUGCUCCCCGUCCCAGACGCACUCCUCAACCAGCUGACCUCCGAGAGGGUGUGGCCAAAGCCUAUGACACCGUCAGAGAGGGAGUGAUUGACACCGCUCAGACUCUGUGUGACGUGGCGUCUCGCGGACACGAGCAGAAAGGUCUUCCUGGAGCAGUGGGCGGGGUUUUGCGGCAGAUCCCGCCCACUGUGGUCCGUCCACUUAUAGUCGCCUCAGAAGCCACUUCCAACCUGCUGGGAGGAAUGAGGAACCAAAUCAAACCAGACGCACGCAAAGAGGACUUCUUAAAAUGGCGCACCGAAGAUGGCCAAGAAUGAUUUUGUUAGUGUGAAUGCGAGAGUGUGAGUUCAUCUGUGAGUAUCAAUGCAAAAACAAAGGACAAAUGAACCAUUUUUAAAGUGGCUUCCACAUAGUUCGCACACUUUGUUCCAUGCAAUGCAAAUGUUUUCGUCUUGCACUUUUUGCUAGAAGCCUUGCGCUCUAGACAACCAAGUGCAGCUCAGUCUCAUAUUGUCACAUUGAAACUUAUGCAAUCAUAUCAGUCUGUAUCUUUGUUUACUCUGUGAGCUGAAGAUCAGAUGGUUCCACUUUCUUGCACACUAUUCUCCCUCUGAAGUAUUACGAACAUGUUGAGUUGUAAUUAAGGUAAGGUGAAAUGCUCAUUAAAGGAGCGUUCCACUAUUUUGGAAGGUUUACAAGUCAUCUAUGGGUAAGCAGUUUUAGCCGUCUUGACAAUUAAGCUGAUAUCUGGGGUCUUGGAAAAGCACUUUUAGCUUAGCUUAGCAUAAAUCAUUGAAUUGGAUUAGACCAUUAGCAUUGUGCUCAAAAAUAUCCAAUGUUUCAAAAAUUUUCUUAUUUAAAGCUUUUUGUAGUUACAUCUUGUACUAAGAAAAUUAAAACGAUGCUAUUUCAUAGGCUGAUACAGCUAGGAACUAUACUCUCAUUCUUAUGUAGUAAUCGAGGAACUUUGCUGCUGUACCACGGCUGUAGCAGGCACAGUGAUAUUAUAGAUCGUCGCUGGUACAUGCUCCCUAUGCAAGCAGAUAGUCAUGUUGGAAUUUACAAAGCCUGGGACUAUUUUCAGGUGCUGCAGAAUAUCAUUGCGUCUGCUGCAGUCGUGUUACAGCAUAAAAGUUCCUUGACUAUUACCCCAGACUGAGAGUAUAGUUCCUAGCUAUAUCAGCCUAGAUUAUAGCAACUUUUCAAUUUCCAUCACUCUUAGUCCACAAUGUAACUACAGAAGAAUCGAGCUUAAAUAGGAAAUUUUUGAAACUCUUUGAGAAUUUUUGAGCGAGAUGCUAAUGGUCUAAUCCGAUUCAAUGAUUUGUGCUAACCUAAGCUAAAGUUCUUCUGCUUGGCCCGGAGAUUGGCUGAAUGGAUUAAAAAAUGGUGAAACUCAACUAGCUUAGCAUAAAUCAUUGAAUUGGAUUAGACCAUUAGCAUCAUGCUCAAAAAUGUCCUAUGUUUUAAUAAUAUUUUAAUUUAAAGCUUGACUCUUUUGUUGCUACAUAUUGUACUAAGAGCAUUAAAAAAAUUGAUAUUUUCUAGGCUGAUAUAGCUAGGAGCUAUACUCUUAUUCUUGGGUAGUAAUCAAGGAACUUUGCUGCUCUACCACGGCUGUAGCAGGCGCAAUGAUAUUAUGGAUCGUCACUGGUACACACUCCCUGUGCAAGCAGAUACUCAUGUUGGAAUUAGCAAAGCCUGAGACUUUUUUUUAGGUGCUACAGAAUGAUUGCGUCUGCUGCAGUCGUGUUUUGGCAUGAAAGUUCCUUGCCUAUAACGCCAGACUGAGAGAAUAGUUCCUAGCUAUAUCAGCCUAGAUUAUAGCAACUUUUCAGUUUCCAUCACUGUUAGUCCACAAUGUAACUACAGAAGAAUCAAGCUUUAAAUAGGCAAUUAUCUAAACUCUGAUAAUUAUUGAGCGAGAUGCUAAUGGUCUAAUCCGAUUCAAUGAUUUGUGCUAAGCUAAGCUAAAGUUCUACUGCUAGGCCCGGAGAUCGGCUAAAUGGAUUCAAAAAUGGUAAAACUCAACUAGCUUAGCAUAAAUAAUUGAAUUGGAUUAGACCAUUAGCAUAAUGCUCAAAAAUGUCCUAUGUUUUAAUAAUAUUUUAAUUUAAAGCUUGACUCUUUUGUAGCUACAUAUUGUGAUAUUAUGGAUCAUCACUGGUACACACUCCCUGUGCAAGCAGAUAGUCAUGUUGGAAUUUGCAAAGCCAGAUGCUGCAGAAUAUUAUUGCAUCUGCUGCAGUUGUGCAUAAAAGUUACAGAAGAAUCAAGCUUUAAAUAGGCAAUUAUCUAAACUCUGAUAAUUAUUGAGCGAGAUGCUAAUGGUCUAAUCCGAUUUAAUGAUUUAUGCUAAGCUAAGCUAAAAGUGCUCCUGCCAGGCCGGGGAUCGGCUGAAUGAAUAAAAAAAUGGUAAAACUCAACUAUUAAAAUCUUUGAGACUAUAAAUGAGCCUGUUUACUAAAAAAAAGUGGUGUGUUCCUUUAAAAGCGUUGAGUUACAUAGUUGUCAUUUAACACUAAGAAAGUGAUUCUUCUUCGUCUUCUUGUGUUUUUAACAUGGUCCACAAUCCUUAUGUCUUUGUGCCAUAAAUCAACAUUCUUGUUUUGUCCUCUCUUUAUACUAAAAGAGUUUUGUAACUCUCUUUAAAAGCCUAAACGAAUACUAAUUUCAUUGCUCGAGUGGUGCGGUCAUGAAGGAAGAAUUGUGUUUUUUUUUUGGCUCUUUUCAGGGGAAUCUUGCAAAAUGUCCAGGUCAUAUUUCAGCCCAAAAUAAAAACAUGACUAAGAAAUUACGUUUAAAACACACACUGUGGCAUUUCACAUUUUUGUUUUCAUGAAAAGUGGGCAUAUUUGCAUCUCAUACACUAAUAGUUUUAAUUUCAAAUCAUUGUUAUAUAUAAAGACUUUGCUAUUUUAUCAUAAUCCUUUCUUCCAAGUUGCAGUAAUAAUUACUUUUAUUAAUUACAACAAUGACAAUUAUGGACAGAAAUGCGUUAAAUUGCCAUGAAAAACCUACAAAAACAAUGACUUUCUCUUCAAUGAAUAUAGAAUUUCUUUGGAUUUUCUGGUGAAAUGUGACCCAGAAGUACUCUUGAUAGAUUCAACCUUUUAUCUGCCAUUUACCAUGCUUGCUUUCGUCUCAUUAGUUGCCUUCCUACACGUUUUAAACAUUUUAUUUCAUAUUUGUAAUGACUAAUGAAAUGUAAAAAAAUGAAGGUGAGGAGUCAGGCGGUCGACCGAGAUUAAGUGGGUAACGUUACAUUCGCAUCUUUGUUUUUGUUAAUUGCAUAACAGUGUAAGGGAAGUGCGUUUUGGCGUGUGUUUUUACAUGUGUGUACAGUGUGUGUUCUAUGUGAGUGUGUCAGGACGUGCAUGCCAGUGUGUGUGUGUUGAUGGUUGACUGACAGGCUAUGUGAUUUAUAGCUAUCAGUGUGCGUUUGUUUCUUCUGUAAUUACAACUAUAUCAUACGCUGUAAGAAUUACCUGUAUAGUACCAAGACAAUGUGUAAACUAAUUAAUACAAAAAAAAGGAAUAAAAAUGUGCAUUUGAAAAA
Molecule: messenger RNA, 9686 nt
Organism: Danio aesculapii
Lineage: Eukaryota; Metazoa; Chordata; Actinopteri; Cypriniformes; Danionidae
Gene: atg2a
Product: autophagy related 2A
Exons: 42
Coding region: 352-6444 (2030 amino acids)
Biological process (GO): autophagosome assembly; reticulophagy; piecemeal microautophagy of the nucleus
Cellular component (GO): extrinsic component of membrane; phagophore assembly site
Molecular function (GO): phosphatidylinositol-3-phosphate binding
Source: RefSeq, a predicted model, not a curated record